CCUCCACCUGCAACUUCCCUUAAACCUGUUUUUAAUUUUAAUUCUUUUGUUUAUUGAAAGGAACGUGCAAAAUUUUUUAAAUUAUUUUCUUAAAAAAAAACAGAUCUUCUAGAGCUCGCAGUAAAAUGGCGACCUCAACGGAGGAUUUAAAUAUUCCGGAAGGCUUCCUGGUGGCACCUCGAGUACCUCAGGGAUUGGCAGCAGCCGUGGAAGGUCUGACUCGCGAGGUGAUUCGCCAAAGACCGGAAGACAUUUAUGUUUUUGCAGCUCAUCAUUUUGAGAAACUUCUUCAUCUUCGCGAAGCUUACGGUGUAACGAGAAGUCUAUCGGUGGAUGAGAGAAAUAUUCAAGCACUUCGUGAUAUGAGUGAGGCUCUAAGAAAGAGAGACGCAUUUCGAGAGGAGAGAAAUUCACGAGAUUUCGCAUAUCAAAGUGGUUGGUCGUUAAACGAGACAGCUAAAGUUCUCGAGCGUCAUAGAAGUAUUUUCGGUGAAGAGGGACAAAAAAUAACCACCGAUGAGGUAAGACAAUUGGCUUCUGAGAAGGAGAGAGAGAAAGUUGAACAUUACCGUCGACAUCGUUCGUUGGAAAAACGAACAACGAGAAAAAAAGAUGAAGGUAAUGUAAGGAAUGGUUUAAAGUUAAUUUCGCAAAUUCCUACUCUGCCUGGUAGCACUGUAAAGGAUAUUAAAAGUGAGUUGAGGAAGAAUAGAAUUAGCAGUCAGGAGAGGCGAACUUUUCUCGAGAAGACGGAAUCGGAAAGUUUGAAAAGUAGUGGAAGAACUUUGGAAAGAAGAGAGAUGGAGGAAGAAGGGAGGAGGAGACGUUUAGAAAGGAAAUCAAAGGGUCUCAGUAUGGAUCGAGUGAAAGAUUAUGUAGUGAAGAAGUUUUCAACGACAAGGAGUCUUGAGGAGCUGCAGUCACCGACUUAUGUCGAAAAGGUGCAAGAAGUUAUCGAUGAGACAGCGCCAAUUAUAAAAGGAAGAGUUGAGGAACUUAAGAAUUCUAUGAAUUCGAAGAGAAUUAGGAGCCUCGAAUCGGAGAGAUCCUCUAGUGAUAAGUCAAGAUCCAAAGAAUCUAGUGGCAAGUCGGGAAGCGAAGAAUCCGAAAAUAGAUUCCGAAGUAAAAAGUCCAGAGAUGAGAAAUCAAAAGAGAAAAAGAAUAGGGAGGAGAGAAUCAGUCGUUCAAGGAUAAAGGAGCAAAAAUUAAAAAGUUUAAAGAGUUCAAAAGCUUCUGAGGUAGAACCAAAUGAUUCUCUAGAAGAUGUUGAGACUCUAAAAUCGGAGGUGGAAUCAAUUGGAUCGAAAAAUGGAUUGGAGAUGAGAUUAAAUGAAACACAAACUCUUUUGGAGGGAAUAUCAUCGGCGUUUACGGCUCCAAUGAGAAGGUCUUCUUCUGCCAAAGAUCUUCGAAAUCGAAUGUCGGAGGGUUCGGAUGUUUCUUUUCCUGUUGUCAGGCCGCUGUCUUCUAAAGCUCAUUCGAGAAGUGUUUCGCGAAGUGAUUCUGCUAAUUUUGUUCUACCUCCAAUUUCUCCAGAUGCUCCGAAAUCUACCAAGAUCAAGGAGGAUUUGAUAUUGCCUGUACUGUCACGUCCCGGUAGUUCUAGUGUGGAAAAGGAAGCAGAUGUGAGAAUAAAGGAGGAGAUAAGUGAAGAAAAAAUUGUUGGAGAAGAAAAUAUUAGUGAUACUAGUGGUAAAUAUGAAGAAAUUGUAGAUAAUAAAAAUUAUAGUGUAGAUAAUGUCGAUGAUUCCUUACCUAUGAGUCCGAAGGAGUUAAAAAUUAUAGACACAGAGAUAGAGGAGGUAUUUAGGGAUAGUUUAAACGUAACACCGGAACCUUCUGAGACUCCAUCGAGGCCGGAUUCUUUGGAACCGGAAGUGCAAAAGGAAGACCAGCAAUCGGAUCUGAAGGAACAAUUAUUGGAAAUUGAAACAGUGGAGAAGAAUAUACAGAGUCUUUUAGAUCCUAAAGAUAAUUUAUCUCAGGACGAAAUAAGUAUACGGAGGAAACUACAAGAGCUCGAAAAUUCUGAACUGAGAAUUAAUGAUAUUUUGCAAGAAACAGAAAAACUUGAAAGUGUCGCGGAAAAAUUAAAGACACUAGAGGAAGUGGAGAAACGAAUCGAUAGCUUUUUGGAUGAGCCAGGAAAUUUUAGAAAGGAAGAAGAUUCCGGAGGUGCAAUAAUAGGGGAAGAGGAAUUAGUUGAUGGAAAUUCGGAAAGUGAAGGAAAGGAAAAGAAACACAAUACCGAGGAAGAGGAAAGUGAAGUUAAAAAAGAAAAAGAUGAAGUAGAGGAGGAGGAAACGGAACAAGAAGAAGAUAACGCAAAUUCAGAUAAAGAAGAUAAAUUCUACAAGGAGGAAGUAGAGGGUAAUUUUAUCCCUUCAAUUCCUUAUUCAUUUGUGUUAACCGAAGGUUCUCCUUGUGAAAUUCCAGAUUCUGUGACAACAGUUAUUAUACCUGAUAGAAUUUCAACUCCAGAUUCCGAUAUACUUGAAGUUGAAGUUGAGGAUGGUGAAGUUCGAUCAAGAAUGACGCCAAAUACCAAUAAAAUAGAAGAUCAAGACGACGAGUUGUCUAAUAAACCGGAAGCUUCGGAUUUAUAUGUUUUUGGAGAAAUUAUCGAACCCGAACCAAAGAGUUCUUUGCAUGAUAUUGAUUUGAUUACGAAAACCGGAUACGAUAUUAUGAUUCCUCAUCAAGAUUUAGAUCAAAUUAAGGAGGAGGAUGAUAAAGAUUUGGAUCGAAUUAAAGAAGAAGAUAGUGAGGCAGUUAGAAUUAAAUCUGGAAGAGAAACGGAAUUACAACAGAUUGUGGAAGAAGUGCAGGAUAAAAUAGAGGAAGAGGUUAAAAAUAAUGUAGAGCAGAUAGAGGAAGAGGUUAAAAUAGAGAAAGAUGAUGAUGUUCUGAAAUCAGUAGAUGAGACUGAAAAUAAAGUAAAGGGAGAUGUUGAGGAUAAAGAACAAGAGGAUCAGGAUAAAACGAAAGACGUCAAGGGUAAUGAGAGUGAAGAUAUUGAUGAGGAGGAAUUAAAGGUUCUUCAACUAAUGACGUCGUCUCUUAAAGAAAUCCAAGAAAGCGAGAAUGGAGAAAUAUUACAGGAAAAUGAAAAUAAGAAUCAAGAUCUGUUUGAAGAUUUAUCAACGGAAGUGCAAAGGAUAGCAGAUUCAGAAUCGACAGACGAAACAAAAGAAACGAGCAUCACUGAUGGGAUUCAGGAGACAACGGAUGUUGUGGAGAAUUCCUUGGAAAUUGAAGAAAGUACCGGUAGGUCAAUAGAGUCAACAAAUGAGGUUAAGGAGACUACAAUGACUGAUCAAUCAAAUACGAGUCUCUCUCUUGAUCCAGGAAUUCCUAUUGUUCCCGAAUUGAAUUUAGAUUCCCUUCAGGAUAUAACUGUUUCCUCAUUUAAGCUGACCGAUGAAGAAAUAGAGAAAAAGGAAAACGAAGAAACUGAGAGUAUUGUUUCGACGACGGAGCCAGAAAUUUCUAUCAAUAAUGAAAAAAUUGAAGAGGAGGAAAAAGAAGAAGAGGAUUAUUUAAAAGGAAGUGAGGUAGAUAAAGUAAAACCGGAAGAGGUUGAAGAAAAUGUUGAGAAGGCGAGAGUUAGUAAAUUAGAAAGCGAAGGGAUUAAAGGUGAAGAUAUUGGAGAAAAUGAUAAUAAAGGAAAUGAGAAUGGAGGGGUUGAUAUUGCUAAAGCAAAAGAAGAAGAAGAAGUAAUUAAUUCUGAAGAACUAAAAAAAGUAGAAGAAGUAAUAAAUUCUGAUAGUUUUGAAAAGCAAAAAGUCAUUGAAGAAAUGGUUAAAGAACAGGUGGAAGUAAAAGAGGAUCUUUGUGUGAAAGCUACAUCUUAUGUGACAACUUCAGGUGGUGAAGAUGAAGCGGAAGAAAAUAAUAAAGACACAGCAGAAGAAGAAAAUGAAACAGAAGAUACUUUUAAUAAAAAGUCAAUAUUAGAUGAAGAAACUAAAGAUCAAGUUCAAAAAGAAGAAAGAAAAAAUGAUGUAAAUCAAGAAGAAGGAAAAAUAAAAGUGGAUGAUGUAACAAAAGAAAUGGACACAAAAGAAGAAAUUUCGCUUCAAGACGAAUUGAAAGAGGAAUCUAAAGAAAAUGAUAAGGCAUCAGUGGAAGGCGAUAGAAAAGAAGAAAUAGAGGCUAAUGAAACUGAAAUAGUGAAAGAUGAGAAUGAAAUUAACAUCAAUGAAGAAAAAAAUAUUGCCGUUGAAGUAGAAAAAGAAAAUGAAAUUGAAGAGGGAAAAGAAGCUAGCGUUAAGGAAGAAAAAGAUGCAUCAGCUGAAGAAGGAAGAGUUUUUAUUGAAGAAGAAAAAGAAGCAACAGUUGAAGAUGUUACAGAAGUUAAACCCGAAAGUGAAAAAGAGACUGAAAUUGAAGAAAAAGAAGAAACAUUAGCUAAAGAAAAAGAAAAUACAAUUGAAAAGGAAGUUGAAGAAGAAACGGAGACUGAAAUUGAAAAACAAGAAGAAGCUACAGCUAAAGAAGAAAAUGAAACUACAAUUCAAGAAGUUACAGAAGCAAAGCUUGAAGAAGAAACUGAGACUGAAAUUAAAAAUCAAGAAGAAGCUACAGCUAAAGAAGAAAAAGAAACUUCAAUCCAAGAAGUUACAGAAGCAAAGCUUGAAGAAGAAACUGAGACUGAAAUUAAAAAUCAAGAAGAAGCUACAGCUAAAGAAGAAAAUGAAACUACAAUCCAAGAAUUUACAGAAGCUAAGCUUGAAGAAGAAAUCGAGACUGAAAAACUAGAAGAAGUUAAAACUAAAAAAGAAAAAGAAACUACAAUCGAAGAAGAUACAGAAUCUAAGUUUAAAGAAGAAACCGAAACUGAAAUUGUAAAACAAGAAGAAGAUAUAGCUAAAGAAGAAAAAGAAACUACAAUCGAAAAAGUUACAGAAGCUACGAAUAAAGAAGAAACCGAGACUGAAACUAAAAAACAAGAAGAAGCUAUUAAUGAAAAAGAAGCUACAAUAGAAGAAGAUACUGAAGCUAAGCUUAAAGAAGAAAUCGAUACUGAAACGGAAAGAAAAGAAGAAUCUAAAAUUGAAAAUAAAGAAGAAACUGCAGCUAAUGAAGAAAAGGAAACUACAAUCCAAGAAGAUACAGAAGUUAAGGACAAUGAAGAGAACGAAAUUAAAGUUACUGAAAAAGAAGCUGCAGUCGAAGAAGAAAAUAAAUUUGAAGCUGAACAAAGUAUCAAAAUUGAUAACGAAAAAAAUAUUGAGACUCAAAUUGAAAAAGAAUCAGAAAUUCCUCAAACUGAUGCAAAUGAAAAAGAAGAGUCAAUUGAAUUAAUAGAAUCAAGAUCUGCAAGUCAAUGUACAACACGACGUAUUAAUUCUGCAAAUAAUUCGCCAACGAAGGAAGAACAUUUCAGUAAUAGUGAAGAAAUUAAUAAAAUUGAAAAAAACAAUGAUAAUGAAAAUGAAACACAAAUUAACGAAAAAAAUAACGAUUUUGAAAUUCAAGAAACAAUAAAAGCCGAUAUUGUUACAAAUGCCAUUGAUGAUGAUAAUUUGGAUGAAAAAAAAGAAUAUCAUAUUUAUGUACCCGAUUUAAAUGACAGUGAAAAUAGUAUUUCCGAUUCUAGUUCUUUCAUCUCAGCAGCGACAAAAAUUCAAGCAGGGAUUCGAGGAUUUUUAAUUCGAAGACGCCUACAGAAUUCGCAAUUUCGCAGUUCAACAUUGGAUAGUGUACCAUCGAUCCAAGAGAGUUUUGUGGUCGAUCCUGGUACAACAAUAACAGAAUCACUUUUAUCACCAAUUGAAGAGGUAACACUGAAAUCAUUUGAUGAUAAUACUCGUCAAUCAACAAAUAGAAAACGUCUAAGAAGAGAAGAUGCCAUUCAAAGGCCGACACUCUCAUUGGAAAAUGCGUUUGCCGAAGGGGGACUUCAACAUACCGGUGAAUUUCACGAUUGCAUUCCAUUGCCUGUUUUUCAAUUUGAAAAUCGACGCCACAGGGGGAAGAAAUUACCCGGAAGUGCUAGAGGAGGGAGGGAAAAAUUGCGAGAUAAGGAAAAGGAGGAUGAUGAAGGUGGGAAAGGUCCUAAAGGAAGAGGAAAGGAAGCAGAAAGUGGAAAGGGAGGUCAAAAAGAAGCAAAGGAACCGAAGGAAAAUCAACAGAAAGGGAAGGAAGAGGAAAUUGUAAAAGAGACAACAAUAAGAAUGAGAGAAGAUAAGAGAAAGGAAAAUGUAAUAAAAGAAAAUGAUGUAAUAAAUGAUGGAAUAGAAUUAAAGUCACUUGGAAAAGAAGAGGAGAAAGAUGAAAAAUUAAGGGAAAUUCAAGAUGAAGCUAAAUAUGAAUCAAUUAUAUGCAAUGGAAUUAGACAAAAUAGUAGGAGUACAAAAAUUUUAGAGAAUGGAGUAGAUAAAUUUUCAUUGGGAAAAAAGAAAUUCGAAGGAGAGAGGAGGAGGGAAACAAUUGGAGAGGUAAGAAAAGAAACAAGUGGAGCUAGGAGGGAAAAGGAAGGAAACAAAGAUAGAGAAAUAAAAAAUGAAUCCACCAAAAGAAAUGGAGGACAGAUUCAGAGUAUGGAAUUAGAAACAAACAGUGGGAGAAGAAAAGCAAACAGUGAAAGAAGAGAGUUUGGAAAAGAGAAAGAUGAAAGAAAAGAGGUAAAAAGAUACUUAAAGAGAGAAACUCAUAGAGAAAGGGAAGUGGAAACAAAAAAUAACAGCGGAAAAAUUAAAGAGAAUGGAGCAGCUAAAUGUAACGGAAUUGAGAAAAAUAGCGGAAGGAGUCAAUUUUCAAUGAGAAGGGAAAAAGACAAAGAUCGAAAUUCAAAUCAGAUUAUAGAGAUCGAAAGAAAGGAGGAGAAUUCGAAAAAAGAAGGGCAAAUUAGUAGAGAAAAAAUUAAUGGAGUGGAAAAAGCAAGUCAAACAAUUAAUACAAACCAAUUGGUUAAUGGAGGAGAGGAACAGUUAUCCAGCGGUGAAAGAAUAUUCAACGGGAUAGGAAAAGAGAAGGAAACAAUUAGUGGAAGGAAAGAAAUAAUUAACGAAACUAAAAUGGAAGAAAAGUUUAGUAAAAGUGGUGAAAAUAUUGAUGAACCCAAAUAUCCAAUUGAUGAACCUAAAGAAAAUCUUGCAGAAGAAUCUCAUUGUUACUUUCAACAUGAUUUGAACUAUUUUUGCCAUCAAGGAAUUUAUCCCAUUCCCAAUGGUUUCACACAUUCUCCUCCACAUGUGGAGAAUAUCUUUCCUAAGGAAUCAUCAUUUAAUUUGGAUUUUAAUCCCAAACUUGGACCUAUUCUCGACAUCCUUUUCGCCAAGGAAGAUCCAAUGCUCGAGAAUAAUUAUCUUAAUUUUAUAACGAGCGUCGAGGAUAAUUCUCCUGAAGAUGUUUCUCAAGUACCGUUGGAAAAAAUCGAAGUAAAUCUUAAAAAUAAUUCCCAUGAGAGUAUUCGGGAACCGUUAGCCAUACCUGGAAGUCCCAAAAGAAUUAUAAUAGAGGAUGUAACAAGUUUGGAGGAGACGAGUUCGAUAUUCAUUGAGGAGUAUAAAAUUGUCACCAAUUCGUCGUUAACUUCAAAGGAGGAGGAGGAGGAAUUUAUUUUUCUUGAAGAAUCUUUAAAGGAGGGAAGAGAUCAAGUGAUGAAUCAAGAGGAAUUAGAGGGAAUAGAGGAACAUGAAGGAGAAGGAGAAAUUAAGGAUGUAGAGAAGGAGAAGAUGGAAACUUUCAAAGAGGCUAAGGACAUGGAAAAGGUACAGGAGGUUAAUGUAAUUAAAGAGAAAAAAAUUAUAGACUUUUGCCAAAGAUCCUCAACUUUUUUCGAGGAAGUGACUGAUGUGAAAAUCUCCAAGACUGUCGAGAAAUUAUCAAAAAACAAAAUCCAUGAGAAUGGUAAAGGGAAUCAAGAAGAGAUGAAAUCUUCAACAAACAAUGAUGAUAAUCCUCAUCUUAAGACGUUUUAUUCUUUUGAAAGAAAGAAGGAACUCUCAUCUUCCAUAAGUGACAAAUUGAUUCCUUCCGCUAAAAAUUUAAAUAAAGAACUUUCGUCUUCAGAUGAUCCUAAUCCCUCGUCUCUAAGGGAUGAUUAUCCAAAUUUCGAAGACUCUUCCCUUCUUCCUGAUGCUUCCCUAAGUACUCUUUCAUUUUCUAUGAAUAUUGACGAUGUUCUUGGUCUGGGUUCUGAGGACGAAAGUUGCAAGGAAUUUCGUAUACCACCUUCAUUGACUAAAUUCAACUCCACCGAUGAUCUUGGAAGUUCGCGAGAUUCAAAAAAUUCUCAACAUUGUAUGGAAACUGUUCAGUCGCCAAUUACAAUGAUGCAAAUGGAAUCAAAGAGUUCUGAAGAGAAGUCUGAGGGACGUGAUGAAUCUUUUAGUGGCGUUAGUAAAAGGCAAAGUGGAAUUAACGAUAGAGAAAGUAGUAAGGGUCGUGGUGAAAAAUUGACUAAAAAAUUUGUCAGAAAUGAAAAUGGAAGAAGUAAUGGUAAUUGUGUCAAUGUAAAAGAGAGGAAAUCAUUAGAAAUGAAGGAGAAGGCAAGUCCAAGAGGUAAUGAAACUGAUUCUAGUUCUGGAAAGUGCAUUGAGAAAAAAAAGUUGAAGGGAAAAUAGUGAUAAAAGACAAUGUAAAGAUAAAUGUUCUUCUUAUCAAAAUUAUAAUUGUGAUUGCGUUCUGAAAAAAGCAGGUGUUAUCGAUCAAAAUAAAUGAUGAGUGUAAAUUCGGUGUAAAUUUUUCAAAAUUCAAAAUUGCGGCAGGUUUUUAUAAAAAUUGACCGGAUUUACAAAAUUUCAAAAUGUCGGAUCAAAUAUGGCGGCAUAUUGAUGAAAAAUUGAUCGGAUUUGUUCAAAAUUUAUUAUUCGGGGGGUUUUGCGUUCGCCGAUUACAAAUCUGACUUCAGAUUUUCAAAAUUCAAAAUGGCGGAUAUAAUAUGGCGGGCGUAUUUUUAAAUAAUUAAUUCAAAAUGGCGGACAUUUUUUGAAGUUCAUCUAAUUUACUUAAAAAAUUGUUACUAGGGGUUUUUGGGGUCGCUGAUUACGAAUCCAAUGUUAGUUUUUAAAAAAAAAUUUAAAUUCAAAAUGGCGAAUCCAACAUGGACGAUUUUUUCAAAAAUUGAUCGGAUUUGCGUGAAAUUUGUUAUGUAGCGGUUUUUGUGGUCACUGAUUACGAAUUUGACUUGAUAUUUACAAAAUUCAAAAUGGCGGAUCCAAUAUGUCGACAAGUAGUUUUGAAAAUUGAUCAAAUUCAUUUGAAUCUUCUUACUCGGAGGUUUUGGGAGUCGCUGAUUACGAAUCUGUUGUCAGUUUUUAAAAAUUCAAAAUGUCGGAUCCAAUAUGGCGGAAAAUUUGUCAAAAAUUGAUCAGGUUCGCUUGAAACUUGUUACUUGGGGGUUUUUGGGGUCGCUGAUUACGAAUCCGAUGUUAGUUUUUUAAAAUUCAAAAUGAUGGUUACAAUGUAGCAAAUUUUUUUCUUUAAGUUUAACAUAUUUGCUUUAAAGUCGUUAUUCGUGAAUUUUUAGGAUAGCUGAUUAUAGAUUGAAUAAUAUAUUCGUAUUUUGUGAAUCGGAUAUUUUGUAUUUUGAAUACUUGUUGUUGGAUUUGUAAUUAGUGUCCUUUUUUUAAAAUCGACAGAAAAAAAAAAUUCGAUAUUUUAAUUGAUAACACCCCUUUUUCAGAUACGAUCACAUAUAUAAAUAUACUGUUGACACACUGAGGAGUUUUUUGUAUUUUCAGAUAAUAGUGAUACCAUGACAUAUUGUAAAAAACUAUUUAAUAAAUAUAAAAGA
This is a messenger RNA of Leptopilina boulardi, 9745 nucleotides long. Its product is annotated as titin homolog. The record is from RefSeq and is a predicted model, not a curated record. Lineage: Eukaryota; Metazoa; Arthropoda; Insecta; Hymenoptera; Figitidae. The coding region runs from base 126 to 8573 and encodes 2815 amino acids. The transcript is spliced from 4 exons. Gene Ontology annotation, molecular function: calmodulin binding.